AUGAUCCAACUUGAUCGUGGCUACUACGAAGAACUGCUCAGAUCAGUCAGUCAAGUGAAGAGAUUGCAACAGGAGGUGGAACGCGAGAAGCAGAUUGGUCAGAAGGAGCACCAAGAAUAUGCCGAUCUUUGCAGUUUCUCCCGUGAACGGAGAGAGAAGGCCGAAGCCCAAGCUCGGCAGGCCCAAGAAGAACUCCGAGUCGCCAAAGCCUCGACGGUGUCGACAGCAAGUCUUCGCCUGGCUGGAACUCGCGCGGCCCAGGCCGAAGCUGGUGCUGCCAAAGCCGAAGCCGCCCUUCAACAGGAGCGGACUUUGAGGCAGGCGGCGGAGGAGGGCUCCCAGGCCAGACAAGCCUGCUUGGACGAGAGGCUGGCUGCAUACGGCAGUCUUACGAACGAGCUACAGCAAACCAAGGCCUGGAACGAGGAGCUGGAACGCAAGUUGAGUGACUUGCAGGCGGCCCUGGAAAUGGCUACCAGGCCGGCUCCAGAGGCAAUGACGCCUGCCACUCAACCAGCUCCUCAAGGGCAAGAGGGCGAGGGCGAGGGCGACUUGGGGGCACAAGCUGCCCAGUGCCAGGACAACUUCGACGACCUCUCGGAGUUUGGGCUGCUCGGUCAGGUCGACCUCCCCGGCCUCCCCGAGCCGAUCGACUACUCCUGCUUCCCCGGUGGGUUCGAGGAGUUGCUCGGAGCCGACAUGGACUUCUCCCUCCCUCCCGAGUUGCAGAUGGAGUUGCAGACGGCGGCAGGCGACUCGUACGAAGAACUUGUCCCGGCUCAGCAGAUGGACGUGGACGUGGACGUGGAGGCAGAGGGUGUCGGGGCGCGGGGCUCGCCAGAACGGCAGAUGGACGAUGUCCAGCAGCCCCUACAGGCACAGGGCGUCGAUCUGGUGGAGUCUCGGCCUCGUAUCCCGGGGUUGACUCUCCUGGACGAGAAUGAGGCUGCAGGCAGUGGCACCGGUGGCAGUGGAUCUGGCGUGAGCGAUGCUCCCAGCCCUGUCGCCCAGGACGAGGCCGAUGGCCGGAACCAGGGGCCCACACCGGCACCUCAGUCGAGUGCAGACCGGUGGAAGUUGAAGUCGCGGUCGUACGUCCCCCCCAGUCCUACUCAGAUGUCAGUCAGUGCUGACGAACCUGGCGAUACAGACAGCCCCCGCUCACAAUCCCCAUCUUCAACAUGGGCAGAUGAUGAGAUGGUCGAAGCCGUGCGUGCGAUGCGCGUGUCAGAGCCCGACCCCGUCCCCGUCCCCGACCGCGCCGCCGACCACGCCGAUUCCGAGUUCACCGGACUCUCGAGUCCUCCUUCAAGCCCCGGCUUUGUUCCACCAAGCCCCGUCUACGGCGCCGAAAGCCCCCGGUUUGGUCCUCCCCCAGGGGGGAGUAAGAGCCCCAGCCCCGCCUGGUCCUUGAGCUCGCAGCAAUCCAUAUCCUGGAGCAACUCAGGCUCCGUGAGUCCCGCUGGAUUAGCCGAGGUAGAAGAAGAGACCACCGACCCAAGACAAGAAACGGAUGUGGACUCGGAAGAGGAGGGCGGGUUUGAAGACGUGGACCUGGGAGCAGAGCAAGCACCUACCGAGGCAUUGAAACUCGAUCUGGAGGAAGGUGAAGGGGAACCAGAGGAGGAAGGGGACCAAGCGGAGCUGCCGGGAACCAACGGCAAGCAACGAGAGAUGUCACCCCUGACGGGAAAGAGAAAGCGGGGGAACGGAGGCGAUGCCUCGGGCGAUUCCUCGGAUGAGGAGGAGGAAGAGGAUGACACGGACUGGUCGGUGUUCGACGUUUACAACUCGGGCAUCAACAAGGAUGGCACCAGUCUGUCAAACCCACAGCCACAACAAGCGGCCUCCACGGCACCGGCACCGGCUCCAGCACCAGCAUCAGGCUCAAGGUCGGCCCCGCCACCAAGCCAACGCGCCCGCAUCACCGACACCAAACUGCAAUCCCGGUCCUCACACGGGCGGGACGGCGACUACGUGCACCACACGGCAUUCCUGAAGGACAAGUGGGAGUACGCCACAGAGUUUCGAGACAAUUCCGACGACUUGUUGGUGCCGGGUCCGAGGACCAAAUACGGCUGUCGCGAUCUGAAAUGCAAGAUCCAAAAGGUGGGCCAUGACUGCGUCAAUGGACUGGCCGAUCUCCUGCAAAAACAGGCGGAGGAAGAAGCGAAGGUGAAGCAGCGAGCGGAACCAAGCGAGGUGAUUGAACUGUGA
Capronia epimyces CBS 606.96 is the source of this 2217-nucleotide messenger RNA. RefSeq lists its product as uncharacterized. NCBI's taxonomy places the organism in Eukaryota, Fungi, Ascomycota, Eurotiomycetes, Chaetothyriales, Herpotrichiellaceae. The record is from RefSeq and is a predicted model, not a curated record. The transcript has a single exon. Bases 1 to 2217 code for a protein of 738 amino acids.